This is a messenger RNA of Aureobasidium vineae, 732 nucleotides long. The record is from the annotation of a GenBank genome assembly. NCBI's taxonomy places the organism in Eukaryota, Fungi, Ascomycota, Dothideomycetes, Dothideales, Saccotheciaceae.
AUGGCCGACACUGAAGAUCGCGCGCCCAGCGACACCAAGGCAGAGGCACCUCAAGCCACGCCGGCAGACCAGACUGCACCUCCCACGGGCGACGACAUCGAAGCAUCCAUCGACGCCGAAAUGUCGCAACCUGGCGACAACAGUAGCCAUACCAUGGACAACAGCAGCGCUACCGCCAAUAUCAACAUGGACGGCGCCAGUGACGAGCCCCCAACUGUGCCUCAGAUCGAGACGAGGAUGCCGGCGAAGAAGGACGUCGCAUUGCGGGACUUCUUGGGCAAGAUGGAUGAAUAUGCGCCAAUCGUGAUCUUCGACAGANUCCCAGAUGCAGUCACAAACUACUACCUCACCCUCGCCGGUCUGCCCCCACCACCAGCAACUCCACCCCAUCUGGCCCGCCUCCUCGCGCUCGCUGCUCAANAGUUCAUCGCCGACAUUGCCGCAGAUGCAUACCAGUACUCGCGCAUCCGAUCCACCAACACCACAUCUAACAACCCCUUGACUGGACUCGGUGGUGCAGCAGGCUUUGGUAUGAUGCCCACAGAGGAAGGCGGUGCUAAGGGCAAGGGCAAGGACGCCGGAAAAGGCGCUCAGCUGGGCGGCCCUCGUCCAGGCUACGGCGGCGGUGGUGUGGGAUCGUCUGGCGGCAGGACUGUGCUGACCAUGGAAGAUCUGGGCAUGGCUGUCGGAGAGUACGGCGUCAACGUCAAGAGAGGCGAGUUCUACAGGUAA